UUCAAUUUUUUUUCCCCUACAGCUCAUGUGCAAAGAUCCACAACAGCGCAAAGAACAUGUUGCCCACAUACAAGAUCACCAAUUUUUCAAUGGUAUAAACUGGAAGCGGGGGAGGCACACCCUCCUUUUUUCAUAUGUCAGAAGGGCUUCAGAGACAUGACAAGACAGAAAAUAAAGCUGGAAGACCUAAUGAAUGACUUGGAUGAAGAAGAAGAACCUUAUGAACCUAUUUCAGCUGAGGAACAGAAGCUUUUUAAUGGCUUUUCCUUUGUAGGUGACGAAUGGCGAGCCAUGAUGAAGAUGAAAUGA
Molecule: messenger RNA, 309 nt
Organism: Staurois parvus
Lineage: Eukaryota; Metazoa; Chordata; Amphibia; Anura; Ranidae
Source: the annotation of a GenBank genome assembly